Messenger RNA from Mycosarcoma maydis (corn smut), 705 nucleotides. RefSeq lists its product as uncharacterized. The coding region runs from base 1 to 705 and encodes 234 amino acids. The transcript has a single exon. Lineage: Eukaryota; Fungi; Basidiomycota; Ustilaginomycetes; Ustilaginales. The record is from RefSeq and is a predicted model, not a curated record.
AUGUGCUCGCAUCGGAACAUAAGACCUCUCACCUUUCUCGGUGUGCUUGGCUUCCUGCUUUGCACUCUACCAGUCUUUGUCCUUGCCGGUGGUGUUUUUUCUUCAGGUCGAAGUCGUGAUUAUAGCAAGAUAGGACGUGGUCGCGGCGAAAUAGAUUCCGGAAUGAUGGACAUAGCCAGUGCAAGCAGCAUCCAGGAGGGUCUUCUACAUGGAUCCAUCGCUCAGCAGCUACCUUCGAAGCUGUUAGUGUCCAGCACUCCGAACUUAGUGCUCGAACAAUCUGCCGCGCCUCUUCAAGCAAAGCUUCGCCAACUCGGAUAUCCUGAUGCUAAAGUUACUGUCCACGACGUCAACUAUCGAGACAUGCAGAAGGUCCAAGACAAGGUAUUGGACCAGAUGAAAAGGGAUAGUGGAAGGAGGCAGUUUGUGCCUAUCUUCGAUUCAGGGGGGGUGGCUUCAUAUGCGAUGUCCCUUAAGCGUCCGUCUGGAGCAGCUUGGCCGAAAAGCGUAGGAAGAGUUGCUGGCAAAGAUUCUGUCAGCAAAGCUGCCAUUAUGAGCGUUUACAUGUCGGGACAAGGAGAGGAGAUGAGUCGUAGCAUCGUACUGCAUGGGAUUGCCAAAGUCAAGCACGCGAACAAUUUGCACCAACCCCCGAUUGAAGUGCAGCAGCAAAUGUACGACAUUAAGCGGAUGCUGCAUCUCUGA